CAACCGCCCCACUCGCUGGACAUGCAUCGCUUCAUCGCCUUGAUCAUCGGCUGUGCGCAUAUUGUCGCCAGCAGGCAGACGUAUGCAGAUCAAACGCCUCUGAGAGGAAGCGUCCCGAGAAACGCAGUGAACACGACCUUCCAUGGGGUAGAAGCUCUCGACUAUGACCACUACACGCGAUUAGAACAUCCCGAAUUUCCUCGCCACGGUGUCCGGGUGAAGAAGACAAAUCUAUGCGACGGUGUAACAGCAUACACGGGCUAUAUCGACGUCGAAGCAAGACAUUUGUGGUUCUGGUUAACAGAGAGCGACAACAAUCCAUCCAACGAUCCAGUAGUCUUCUGGACAAACGGAGGUCCUGGUGCAAGCAGCUCCCUUGCACUGUAUGGCGAAUUCGGGCCAUGCCGCGUUCUGAACGAAAAUACAACGGUCCCUCACCCCUAUGCAUGGAACCGCAAUGCUUCUGUGAUCUAUAUAGAUCAACCUAUCGGCGUCGGAUUCUCCUAUGCUGAUCACGGCGAGUAUGUUAGUACAACCGAAGAAGCCGCAGUGGACGCUGCCGCUUUCAUCGCAAUUCUCUUCGAGCAUUUCACUCAGUUUAAGGAUGUGCCUUUUCACAUGGCAGGAGAAUCGUACGGUGGACGGUACAUCCCGUUGUUCGCCGCAGAGUUGUAUGAUCAAAAUACUCGGCUCGCCGCGGCCUCUGGCAUAAAACCUGUCAACAUCACAUCCGUCAUUAUCGGCAAUGGGCUGGUUGACACUCACUCGCAGUUCCAGGCUCUAUACGACUUCCAGUGCACAAGCGUCGGCAAAACGGUCCUGGACAUCUCCACGUGCGUCCGCAUGAAACAAGUGCUGGCGAGAUGCAAAAAAUGGCAAACAGCAGCGUGCAUUGAGCAAUUCGAGCAUAUGAACUGCCAGGCCGCCAGCGAUUUCUGCUUGGACGAAUUCAUGCAGCCAUACGUUGCCCAAAAUAGGAAUCCAUAUGACAUUACGCAACUAUGUGAAGUCGAUGACUGGUGUUAUAAGAUCAGCAAGGACAUAUAUUUCUACCUCUUGCGCUCUGAUGUUCAAGCGAAUCUCGGCACCGACGUAGAUUUCAGCAACGGGAAUCAGCUCGCAACGCGGUUCCACGCUGACGGUGAUUUCUUCCACGAAAACCAUGACUAUGUGGCUGCCCUGCUUCACCGGGGGAUCAAAGCCCUAGUUUACGUUGGCACAUAUGACUUCGUCUGCAAUUGGGUUGGUGUUGAACAAUGGACCCUCAAGAUGGAAUGGGUUGGUCAAGGUGGCUUCGCCAAACAAAGCCUGCGCCCGUGGACGGUCAAUGGACAUCCCGCUGGGAAGACUCGGAGCUACGGUGGACUAACCUAUGCUACUGUCGAGGCCGCCGGACAUUUAGUGCCGUAUGACAAGCCCAAGGAGUCGCUGGAGAUGUUGAACCGGUGGCUCUUCGAUGGAGAGCUCUGAUUGCUUGCAGACCGUGCAUGCAACUCGAAGUCGCUCAAUACUUCCGGUGUGCUAUGCCCAAACCAAUACAUUGCCCUUGACGUGCUGUAGCGGACGCACGCUGAAGUGGAUGGUCCUGUGGUAAUCUGCUGAGCGCCAUGUAUGUUACAAAGGCGAUGAGGUAUUUGGCGCUAAC
Molecule: messenger RNA, 1645 nt
Organism: Punctularia strigosozonata HHB-11173 SS5
Lineage: Eukaryota; Fungi; Basidiomycota; Agaricomycetes; Corticiales; Punctulariaceae
Product: carboxypeptidase Y
Exons: 13
Coding region: 22-1470 (482 amino acids)
Biological process (GO): proteolysis
Cellular component (GO): fungal-type vacuole
Molecular function (GO): serine-type carboxypeptidase activity
Source: RefSeq, a predicted model, not a curated record